Molecule: messenger RNA, 3103 nt
Organism: Acinonyx jubatus (cheetah)
Lineage: Eukaryota; Metazoa; Chordata; Mammalia; Carnivora; Felidae
Gene: LRRC20
Product: leucine rich repeat containing 20
Exons: 5
Coding region: 189-743 (184 amino acids)
Molecular function (GO): protein binding
Source: RefSeq, a predicted model, not a curated record
GCGCAGAGCCCGCGGUCCCGCGCUCCGCGCCCCGCCCGCUCCAGCGCGCCGCUGUUGCAUGGGGCGCCGCCGGCGGCCGAGGGAGCGUGACUGCGCUGCGCAGGGCGCUAGGAGGCAUUGUCGCUGCACAGGCCCCCUUGUGAGCAGCAGACCGGCCUGGUGGCCGGCAGCAGGACCCCCUCGCCUGCAUGCUGAAGAAGAUGGGUGAGGCCGUGGCCAGAGUUGCAAGGAAGGUCAACGAGACCGUGGAGAGCGGCUCUGAUACCCUGGAUCUGGCCGAGUGCAAGCUGGUUGCUUUCCCCAUUGGCCUCUACAAGGUCCUGCGGAAUGUCACCGACCAGAUCCAGCUCAUCACGCUGGCCAACAACGAGCUCAAGUCCCUCACCAGCAAGUUUAUGACCACGUUCUGUCAGCUCCGAGAGCUCCGCCUGGAAGGGAACUUCCUGCACCGGCUCCCCAACGAAGUCAGUACCCUACAGCACCUCAAGGCCAUCGACCUCUCCCGGAACCAGUUCCGUGACUUCCCCGAGCAGCUCACUACCCUGCCAGCUCUAGAGACCAUCAACCUGGAGGAGAACAACAUCGUGGACGUACCCGUGGAGAAGCUGGCUGCCAUGUCCGCCUUGCGCCGCGUCAAUCUCCGCUUCAACCCGCUGAACCCUGAGGUGCGCGCCAUCGCUCCGCCACUCAUCAAGUUUGACAUGCUCGUGUCUCCUGAGGGCGCACGGCCCGCUCCACCUUAGGCCUCCCUCCUCGUGCCCACCCAGCAAGGGACAGAGGCCACCUGGCCUGGCACCCUGAGGGGAGGGAGUCCUACAGACCCAUGGGAGGCCGAGCCUGGGGGGCUGGGGGCGGGUGGGCCAAAGAGCACGUGGUGGGAGGGGGUGCAGCCGGCCCCGGAUAGAUAGUUUAGAGCAGUAGCCGGUCCUGGAAUGCCCAGACGGAGGAGGUGAGGUGGGGCUGGAGCCUGGCUGCUCACAGCUUCUGUGCACACUUGGGCAGGACCCCCACCCUCUCUGAGCCUUGUCACUUGGGGAAAUGGGCAGUGGCGGAGAGGGCCUUUGCCUCCUCUGAGCUCCUUGGAGGCUUUUCGGGCAACAGAUGCCUUCAAGUCCCCUUCAAAUCAUCGGGCACCUUCUGAGCCCACAGAUGGCCGUCGCCGAGCGCUUUCUGGGUCCCUGUGGGUUUGAGACCUUGUUUCUGGUGUUGAGAACCAGCCUCUGCCCUGAGAGGACUAGAAGACAACCUCCAUCCGUUUAUCAUUUCCCGAGGACUGACCCACAUGAGGCCCCCUCUGGGGCCCUAUCCUCAGCCCUGUGGGUCUCUGGAUUGGCAGGAGCCUGAACCGGGAGACACGGGAAAGCCGUGGCCAAAAUGUGGUCGUGUGCUCUGGCCAGAGCUGAGAACGUGUAUAUAGGAGCCCAGUGGCCCAUCGGGCCAGGAGCCAGGAGGAGCAAAUCAGGUCUGCUCUGUCCUUCCUCAUGAUUAAGCAAUCAGUGGCGUAGGAAGUUCUGAGGACAGACCAGGUGAGCCUGGCAUCACCCCUUGAGCCCCAGGAGAGGUGACUUGAGAGAAAGCCAAUUGUGCCUGUGGCUCUGGUACGAGGCAGUUGGCUCUGGCGUCUCCCUCUGGCAGCAGCCCCACUGCCUCACCAUUGGUCUACCGGGGGGGGGGGGGGCAGAAGGCUCUAUGGACCAUUGGAUUUGUGGCUGGCCAGCUCCCAAGCUCCCGCCCAAAGCCCAAUGACCUAGUCAUUCCUGGACCCUCCACCUGGAGUCUAGGAUGUGGCCAGGCCACAGGGCUAUCUACCACCCCUGUCUGCCCAGGACUGAGGGGUUUCCUGGGACACGGGAUGUCAGUGCUACCACGGGGACAGUACCUGGCAAACAGGGACAACUGGCUUCCUACCAGGAGAGGGCCUGGGGCUCUUGAUUUCUGAUAGCAUCUGUGGUUUGGAGAAUCCCUGAUCUCUCAAUCCCCCAGGUAUCUAGCUCCCGUCUACUCAUCCGUGGAGCAGGCAGACUCACAGUCCACAGCCCAUCUGGCCCGGACCUUCGUCUUGGUCGGGAGACACCCAAGGCUGCAGGACUUGGGGCAGGCCAGGCCACCAAACCCUACAUCCAUGCACUGGUAGCCACUCUUCCACCCCCAGGGCUAAGCCACUCCCAGCCCAGACCUUCAUUCUCAGACUGCUGUGUUCCUUCCCCCCUGCCCAGGCCCCCUGUCUCUUGGCAAGGACUGUUGACCACCACUGUUGGCCCAUCACUGAGCACUCAGUGUCCCGGGAGAUGCUCAUCUCAUAAGGCCUGGCUUUCCAAGCUCUGGGAAAGGGGUUUGCAGGGCGAGGAGGAGGUCAGGGUGGGAUUUUCGGGGCUGCAGGGUCCGCUGUGGAUGAGUGAGAACUGUGGUCCAGGCCUUACCUGCCCUGUGCCCUGGGGUGGGCUUACUCCUUGUCAAAGAGGAGGUGCACUUUUCUGAUACGCACAAAGGCGCUGUAUGGCCAGAGCCUUGCAACUCAAAGUGUGGUCUGUGGACCAGCAGCACUGGCAUCCAUGGGAACUUGUUAGAAAUGCAGAAUCUCAGGCCCCACCCCAGAACUCCAGAAUCAGCACCUGCAUUCAACAAGAGCCCUAGGUGAUUCCUGGAAGCACUUUACUGUUUGAGAAGUAACGGCCUAGGGGUGGCCCUGGGGCUGAGGUUCUCAGCCCUCCCCCUGCUACUCCAAGCCUCUGAGUCUGUGCUCCCCCCCCUCCCUAAACUAGCUCUGGGAGACCCCGGGCCUUAGAUCUUUUCAGAGUGUGUGUGACUCUCCCGGUGAAGGGAAUGACCUGAAGUCACCAAGAUACGAGGGUUGGGCUUGCCUGGCCCUCUGGACACUGCCUUUCUGGUUAACCUCUGCAGAGCUAACUCCUGCUUCUAGGUCCUCACAUCAGGCCCGUUGCAGGAGUUGCUUCUGGAAGUUCUUUUGUACUCCUCUUGGAGAGUUUGCCCUCGCCUGUCUGGGAAAGCUUGAGCAGUCAGAGAAACCCCCUAGUCACAGCCCCCAGUGUGAAUGAGCCCUUAGCUUCAGUCUGCAAUAAAGAAUGCAUUGGUUUCAUCUGCC